Penicillium cataractarum is the source of this 882-nucleotide messenger RNA. RefSeq names its product enoyl-CoA hydratase echA (gene echA). Gene Ontology annotation, cellular component: mitochondrion. Gene Ontology annotation, molecular function: enoyl-CoA hydratase activity. The transcript is spliced from 4 exons. Bases 1 to 882 code for a protein of 293 amino acids. NCBI's taxonomy places the organism in Eukaryota, Fungi, Ascomycota, Eurotiomycetes, Eurotiales, Aspergillaceae. Gene Ontology annotation, biological process: fatty acid beta-oxidation. The record is from RefSeq and is a predicted model, not a curated record.
AUGUUUGCCCGUCGCUGCGCUCGUCUGGCUACCUCGCGGACCGCUGUCCCCUUGAGCUCCUACCUGGCCCGUGUGAGACAGUACUCCUCUGGCCCAAGCUAUGAGCACAUCCUCACAUCUACCCCCAAGCCUGGAGUCGGCCUGAUCACUCUCAACCGACCCAAGGCCCUCAACGCCCUAUGCAGCCCUCUCUUUACCGAGCUCAAUGACGCCCUGACCAAGUACGACAAUGACAAUGGUAUCGGCGCAAUCAUCAUCACCGGAAGCGAGAAGGCUUUCGCUGGUACCCGGCGCCGACAUCAAAGAAAUGGCCCCCUAACCUUCGCCGCCGCCUACACAAACAACUUCAUCGCCCCCUGGUCGCACCUCGCCAACACAAUCCGCAAACCCGUCAUCGCCGCCGUAUCCGGCUACGCGCUCGGCGGCGGCUGCGAACUCGCCAUGAUGUGCGACAUCCUCUACUGCACCUCGAACGCGACCUUCGGACAACCCGAGAUCAAGCUCGGCACCAUCCCCGGCGCCGGCGGCUCGCAGCGUCUCACCCGCGCCAUUGGCAAGAGCAAGGCUAUGGAGCUUAUUCUGACGGGUAAGAACUUUAGUGGCAAGGAGGCUGGGGAGUGGGGGCUUGCGGCGCAGGUUGUUGAUGGGGGGAAGGAGGAGUUGUUGGAGGUUGCGGUUAAGACUGCGGAGACUAUUGCGGGGUAUAGCCGGGUUGCUGUUGUUGCGGGUAAGGAGGUUGUGAAUAAGAGUCAGGAGUUGUCGUUGCGGGAGGGUGUUGAGUUUGAGCGGAGACUUUUCCACAGUUUGUUUGGAAGUAAGGAUCAGAAGAUUGGUAUGACUGCUUUUGCUGAGAAGAAGAAGGCUGAGUGGUCCAACGAGUAA